AUGAAGACUUGUAAGGCAUGGAAUGACGUGCAGAGCGCUAACCGAACCGUGCAUUUAGUGGUGAAUGUGUCGCCGACGUGGAGAAUAGAGCCCAAGAAUGUGAACGUCGUUUUGGCCCGAAGUGUGUCCAUUGACUGCUCGUCCGACGGGUCGCCCACUCCUCGUAUUUCGUGGAAAAAGUCUAUCGUUUCUAAUGUUCCGCAAGAAUUGACUCUCAGUUUGAGUGACAAGAAUGCUAUCGUGUCGUCGGCGCCAGCGCUGCCAUCCCUGCCUUCAGAUUUCAAAGACAUUUUGUCGAGUUAUAGACAUCAAGUCUAUGGCAACGGAACUCUAUUCAUACAAGAAGUGGACAAAUCUGAUGCCGGAUUAUAUAUGUGCAAAAUAAGCAAUGGAAUCGGCGCUGAUUUAAGUAAAGUAAUCCAACUAUACGUUCAAAUGCCACCACAUUUUGAGUCUAAGUUCGUGAGCGAAACGGCGACCAAAGGGACGACUGCUGUACUCAAGUGUAAAUCACGUGGAGAUCCGGUGAUGAAAGCCAUUUGGCAGAAAGACAAACAAGUGAUUGACUCCUCUGUCGACAAGAGGUUUAGUGUGAAAGAGGAGAUCAUAUCUCCUCACAGUUUGGUCUCAUAUCUGGAGAUUGAAAACGUCGGUCGCUAUGAUUCGGCUCUCUUUACUUGCAUUGUGUCCAACAGUUUUGGUUCGGACGACACAAAUAUUCAGCUCAUUGUUCAGGAAGUGCCCGAACCCCCACACGAAGUGCAAGUGACGGACAUAACGAGUCGGUCGGCGGUUGUCGUAUGGAAGGCGUCCUUUUCGGGAAACAAUGCCAUUAAUAAAUAUAUCAUUCAAUUCCGGAAACUGUGUCUAUUGGAGACCGAAUGGGAAGAGAUGGCCACCAAUACUGGCAACGAUUUUCGUGUGAUAGUCCGUCCCCUCCAACCCAUGUGUAAAUACGAGCUUCAGAUUAAGGCCGAGAACUCGUUGGGCAGAAGCGACGCCAGUGUUAUCACCGCAUUCACCACCAACGAGGAGGUGCCCGGAGGGCCGCCCACCGACGUCAUGGCUGAGGCCACCUCUUCCACGUCGCUGAAGAUCAAAUGGAAACCUCCGGCCAAACACUUACAGUACGGCCCGAUUAAGGGUUAUUACAUCGGAUACAAAGUGGCCAACGAUAACAGCGAACAGUUCUCUUACAAGAGCGUUGAGUCCACGCCUAAUAACGAUGGCAACCGGUUUGAGAUGAGCUAUAUCUCUAACCUCAAGCGAAAGACUUAUUACACGAUUAUUCUUCAGGCGUAUAACAGUAUUGGCGCCGGUCCUCGAUCUGAUGAGAUCAAAGUGUUGACACUUGAGUCCCAACCGCCGCGAUCGCCAUUAGUAGAAGUGGUGACCACUUCUGUGGACUCGAUUACCCUUCGAUGGGAUAUCAAUGAAUUGGAUUCCGAAGAGAAGGAGUAUGUGUUGCACUUCAAGGAAGAAAAGUCUGUCCAGUGGUCACAGAAACGGCUCAAAACUAAACGCAAUCACUUUGUGUUGGACUCAUUCGAUGGGAUAUCAAUGAAUUGGAUUCCGAAGAGAAGGAAAAAGUCUGUCCAGUGGUCACAGAAACGGCUCAAAACUAAACGCAAUCACUUUGUGUUGGACUCGAAUGACGGCAAAUCCAUCAUUAAAUGCGGGACCAAAUACUUGCUGUAUAUGACGGCCACCAAUAGUCUGGGAACUGGCGAACCGAGUGAAACGAUCAGCACAUCGACGAAAGGGACGGCUCCCAUCUCUCCCUCGAGGGAUGAGUUUAUUUACCCGAACUUUACCAUUAAAUACAGACUUUCACGACAGGAGUUGUAG
This is a messenger RNA of Medioppia subpectinata, 1848 nucleotides long. Lineage: Eukaryota; Metazoa; Arthropoda; Arachnida; Sarcoptiformes; Oppiidae. The record is from the annotation of a GenBank genome assembly.